AAAUGACGUUUCUCGUUUAUUUUGUUGACUUCUAAUCUUUAACAAGAAAACUUGUACAAUAUGGGAAAUGUGGACACGAAAUUAAAUUUUAGAAAGGCCGUGGUCCAACUAACAUCAAAAUCUGAGCCAAUAGACGCGAAUGACGAGUCUUUCUGGGAGCAGUUUUGGUCAGAGAAUGUAUCCAAUGUCCAGGACAUAUUUACCUUAGUGCCAGCCGCAGAAAUUCGACAAUUACGAGAAGAUGCUCCGUCGAAUUUAGCCACGUUAUGUUAUAAAGCUGUUGAAAAGUUGGUAAAAGCUGUUGACAGUAGCUGCAGAACCCAGCAUGAGCAACAAACUGUUUUAAAUUGUACAAGGUUGCUUACGAGGAUUUUGCCAUAUAUUUUCGAGGAUCCUGAAUGGAAGGGUUUCUUUUGGUCUUCUCUGCCCAGUCAGGGGGAGGACGACGACGAAUCUGUGCCGUUGGCACAAUCUCUUUUGAAUGCUGUCUGUGAUUUACUGUUUUGUCCAGACUUUACAGUAUUAGCGAGUAGAAAAAGCGGCCCGGAUAAAGCGGAGGAGUUGUCAGCGAUAGACAGUUGCGAGUACAUAUGGGAAGCGGGUGUGGGAUUUGCCCAUUCUCCUCCUAGAAAUCCGACGUUCGACACCAACCGGACAGAACUUUUAAAGCUUCUCCUGACUUGUUUCAGCGAGACGAUGUACCAGCCACCGGCCGACAUUGCGCAGAACCCAAAUAAGUGGAUAUUGCACUUAACUUCGGCUGAAAAUCGACACGCCCUGCCGAUGUUCACGUCCCUGUUGAAUACAGUGAGUGCCUAUGAUCCAGUGGGUCUGGGGGUUCCGUACAAUCAUCUGUUGUUUAACGACUCUCUAGAGCCCCUGGUUGAGGCUGCCUUACAAAUACUUAUCGUAACGUUAGACCAUGACACCAGCUCGUCUACUCCAGCCGAAUCUGAAGAUUUGUCGGUUCCAGACAAUCUCUUCAUCAACUAUCUGUCUCGAAUACACAGAGACGAAGACUUCCAUUUUAUUCUAAGCGGUGUUACUCGUUUACUGAACAACCCGCUGCUUCAGACCUAUUUGCCGAAUUCCACGAAAAAGGUGCAUUUUCACCAAGAAUUGCUGGUUUUCUUUUGGAAGAUGUGCGACUACAACAAGAAAUUUUUAUAUUUCGUGUUGAAAAGUAGCGACGUUUUGGAAGUUCUGGUUCCUAUCCUGUACCACCUGAACGAUUCCAGAGCUGAUCAAUCCCGUGUAGGACUGAUGCACAUCGGCGUCUUCAUAUUGCUUCUGCUCUCUGGCGAGAGGAACUUUGGAGUGCGACUCAAUAAGCCCUACACCGCGACCGUACCCAUGGACAUCCCCGUAUUCACCGGCACCCACGCCGACCUUCUGAUCAUAGUUUUCCACAAAAUCAUCACCACCGGCCACCAACGCCUGCAACCGCUCUUCGAUUGCCUUUUAACUAUCCUAGUCAAUGUGUCCCCGUACCUCAAGACGCUGUCGAUGGUGGCCAGCACCAAGCUGCUCCACCUCCUGGAGGCCUUCAGCACGCCUUGGUUCCUAUUCUCGGCCUCCUCCAACCACCACCUGGUAUUCUUCCUGCUAGAAAUCUUCAACAACAUCAUCCAGUACCAGUUCGACGGCAAUUCCAAUCUCGUCUACACCAUCAUCCGUAAACGGCAGGUGUUCCACAGCCUGGCGAAUUUACCCAGCGACUACGGCACCAUAGCCAAGUCGAUGAAUAAACGAACUAGAUCCCGACUGACCAGUUCGACGAGUCACGAGAAUGUGGCCGAGGUAGCCAUGGAGGGAUCCCACCCGGCCUUACCCGCGGAACCGGGGACGUUGAAGGCUACUUUGCCCGACACGCCCCAGAUCGGGCAGAUGACCGAGAGGGAAUCCGCUCAUCCCUCGAUACAGCAGGUGGAGACCCUGCAACUGACCAACGGCAUGGCUGCUGUUACUUUGAACACGCCCUCUAAGACGUCCGUCACUAUCGGAAAUGAAAGCAAGAGCGCGAACAAAGACGUUUCCCCAGAAGGCAAGGAAAGCAAAAGUACGACUGCUUCGGAAUCGUCUGCCUUUUCAAGAAGCGUAAAUACGCGUAACAGCCUACGGAUCAGUGGUCCGAGUGAAGGUCAGAACGGGCAGUGGGUUCCCACGGGAGAAUGGGUCCACUCGUGGAAAUCCAAGCUACCUCUGCAGACCAUCAUGCGGCUCUUGCAGGUGCUGGUGCCUCAGGUUGAAAAAAUUUGCAUCGACAAGGGUUUGACGGAUGAGAGUGAGAUUCUGCGGUUCCUCCAGCACGGUACACUCGUCGGGUUGCUUCCGGUACCCCACCCGAUACUGAUUAGGAAGUAUCAAGCCAACGCUGGCACCACGACCUGGUUCAGGACUUACAUGUGGGGGGUGAUAUAUUUACGCAAUGUUGAUCCGCCCAUAUGGUACGACACCGACGUUAAACUGUUUGAGAUUCAGAGGAUAUAGAUUUCGUGUAAUUUUCUUAGGUGUAGUUUAAGUUAUUUAUUGUUGUUUUCGUUGUAAUAUCUUAAUUUAAUUAAAGCUUGACACCAUUAAAAAAAUUUUAAAAAAAAGUAACCGUGGUAAACCAAAUAAUUUUGAGGGGCUCGAAGUUUAAGGCGUAAUUUGCUAGUGAGAAUAAUUGUAUAGGUUGUUUUCGAGUUUCCCGAAAAAAAAAAAAUGCUUCUGUAACAUUUACAAGUGUCUUAUCGUUAAAAUUAAUAUGCAUUUAUGAUUAAGACUGUAUCGGAAGAACCGAAAGAGAAACGCUGUAACACAGAAAAUGUAAUUUUGUAAUUCAGUUACCAUAUCGUGAUGCAUCGUGCAAUUUUCCAGUGAUUAGGGACAUUCCACUUAAAUUAUAUGAAUAUCGGAUAUAAUCAAAACUGUGAACCAUUGUUAUAGAUGUCUAAUUUUUAUUAAAGAUUGUACUAGUGCUAUUAAAGUGAUGAAAAUGA
Molecule: messenger RNA, 2981 nt
Organism: Anoplophora glabripennis (Asian longhorned beetle)
Lineage: Eukaryota; Metazoa; Arthropoda; Insecta; Coleoptera; Cerambycidae
Product: protein HID1
Exons: 14
Coding region: 61-2490 (809 amino acids)
Cellular component (GO): membrane; Golgi medial cisterna; Golgi trans cisterna
Source: RefSeq, a predicted model, not a curated record